AUGAAGAAGAAGAACAAUGAGAGGGCAAUUAAUGAGAAAAUGGAGAAGACUUUCGGAAUGAGAAGAACAGAGGUUGUCAAGGACUGCCCUGCAAUCAAGGACCUCUUGGAGAGAUGGCCUUCUCUGUUUUGUGAAAAUCAGAUCAAAGAGGAGUUUAAACGAAUAACCACAGUGCAUCUGGAGCGUACCUUUCUGUCCAGAUUAGACAAGUACACCACAAAACUCCUGGAUCUAUUUCAGAAGAAGGGUGGAAUUGCAGGGACCAAAAUAAAACCAAUGUUGGACUCACUGAAUCAGCAUCCUGUCGAUGUCAGAAGGGAUAUCGUCAUCCGCUGCUUAGUUGAAUAUCUUGGAGAGAGUGGAGAGGAGCUGAUCAAAGACUAUCAGGAUGUCAGCCAAGAAGAAGUGAAAGGGGACUGCAGUAAUCACAUGAUGAAGAUCAGUGUCCUCCAUCCAAUUGGGGCACAGGAAACCAAAGAUCCAUGCUGCCUGCAACUAAACAACCUUUGUCUGUGUGCGAUCACUGGCUGCCAUCGAUCCACCACAGCCUCGUUCCAUUACAUCAGGCCUCUCUUGGCCACUGUCAGCUCCUUGGAGUUGGACGACCCCCGUAAGAUUUGA
Messenger RNA from Knipowitschia caucasica, 621 nucleotides. The record is from the annotation of a GenBank genome assembly. Lineage: Eukaryota; Metazoa; Chordata; Actinopteri; Gobiiformes; Gobiidae.